UUGAUCUUUUUUUACCUCUUGUUUUGUUAUCGAAUUAAAUAUCGAGCCUCUAGUCCUUUUAAAGUUUAAAGGCUUAAUUGAAUUGGGCAAGGCUCUUUCAGCUUGGUGGCGUUGGGUGUUCCUCCCUCCUCAGAGCAAUAGGAUCAUCACCUUGUUCAUUAUUCCAGCUAGGUUAUUAUGGUCACGAUGGAAGUAAAAGGCAUAACUUGGGUUGGGAAUAUAUACCAGAAGUUUGAAAAUAUGUGCCUGGAAGCGGAAGAAAUGAUAUAUGAGGACACUGUUAAAUACUUUGAGAAUCAGGUGCAGACUGUUGGGGAAAGUGUUAAAAAAUUCUAUGCAGAUGUCAUGCAAGACUUGCUGCCCCCUUCUUGUGAUUUGAAUGAAAAAGUUGUGUCUGAUUCUCCUAUAGAUCAUGACACUAAUGUUGAGGUCCAUAAGAAGACAAUUAUGGGUCCCAAGGAAAGACCUUCAAAGGUUGAUAUCAAGCAAAUAAGCAAGAAUUUAAGGAUCAAUCAGGACGUUGAUGAAGAUGUCACCUGUGCUACAUCUUAUGAAAAAUCUUGCAACACUGAUGUUUUAUUGACAUCAGCUCCUGGCAACUCUUUCAAAGUGAACAAAUUUAAUUCACAUGCAAGACAACGUGUUAGGAGCACAAAUAUCAGAUCAAACCCUGCUCUAGCCAGGACAGUGGACGGAAUUACUUCAACUGAAACAGAAAUAGAAACAUGCAGGACGUUGUCCAGUAACAUUUUAAAUGAAAAUCAUGAUGUGCCUUUUUGUCCUGCAACCACCAUUUCCAAUCAAUCCUCGGCUGUAGUAAAACUGUCAGACUUGGUUUCAGAUUGUUGUAGUGAAAAUGAAAGUUCUGAAGAGAUCCCUGAUCUUCCAACAUUUGAUAAUAAACCUGCUGAUGAAAAUGAGAUGAAUGUGAGCCCUUCUUCCUCUUGUGUCCAAUCUGGAGAACUAAAUGAUGGCUGGAAUUUCGAAAUUGAUUUUGUGACAGAAAAGGGCCCUGAAGCCAUGGAAAAGGAUGAUGAACUGAAGCUCGACCAAUCUUGUGUCAUGGUGAGUGGAGAUGAACUCAGAUCAAUCCCUAUGGCAGGGGAUAAUCCAAAGACUAACAAGAAAAAGAUGAGGCGGGUAUUUAGCUUAGGUAAGAAGUCUGGAAGGAAGCAAGAAUAUGAGCAGCUUGCAGCAUGGCAUGGGAACAGAGAGAAAGUCAAAGGAAACUGUGUGGAGGAUUCAGAAGCAGCUUGUGCAGAAGGGGAUCAUAAGAAACCAAAUCUUCCAAAUAUCUCUGAAUCUGAGUGGGAGGUUCUUUAAGUAUCACCGUGACAAAGUCAUGCAUGCACAUAUAUUGCCACUAAUAUGAUGCUUUUACAUCCACUCCCCACCUAGUCCUGGUGGAGCUGUGAUGGGUUCAAUUUCCUACAAUGUUUAUAUCUAUGCUGCCUCUAAACUUCCUUACUGCCACUCUUCCUUUUGCUUUUAUUUUCUUUUCCUAAGAAAGGAAAGUAAGACAAGGGAAGCCUUAAUUUGGCAAUUUUUAUGAGAACAUCCAAAGAGGAGUUCCGUCUAUCCAUUAUAUGACAGUUAAAUAACGAAAUGCAACUUAUGUAUUCAGAUUCUGUCUCUGCUUGCCAUUGCAAAUUGCAUGGCCCUUCUGCAUAAUAAUUUACAAGGAUAAGUAUUUCAUUC
This is a messenger RNA of Neltuma alba, 1698 nucleotides long. RefSeq lists its product as uncharacterized. Gene Ontology annotation, cellular component: autophagosome; phagophore. Lineage: Eukaryota; Viridiplantae; Streptophyta; Magnoliopsida; Fabales; Fabaceae. The transcript has 5 exons. The record is from RefSeq and is a predicted model, not a curated record. Gene Ontology annotation, biological process: response to stress. The coding region runs from base 178 to 1323 and encodes 381 amino acids.